Entamoeba invadens IP1 is the source of this 945-nucleotide messenger RNA. Its product is annotated as COP9 signalosome complex subunit, putative. The coding region runs from base 1 to 945 and encodes 314 amino acids. NCBI's taxonomy places the organism in Eukaryota, Evosea, Mastigamoebida, Endamoebidae. Gene Ontology annotation, biological process: protein deneddylation. Gene Ontology annotation, molecular function: protein binding; deNEDDylase activity; metallopeptidase activity. The record is from RefSeq and is a predicted model, not a curated record. Gene Ontology annotation, cellular component: cytoplasm; COP9 signalosome. The transcript has a single exon.
AUGAGUGAAAACGCCGCAUAUAAAGAUUGGGAAGCCGUGAAUGGAGUCAAGGUCUAUCCCGAGGACGAGCUUCUUUCUUUUAAUGAAGAGGAGCACAACAAGUUUCUUGGAGAGAAGCCGUGGAAGAAAGAUCCGUAUUACUUCAAGCGUUGUUUAAUCAGUGCAGUAGCUUUGUUAAAGAUAGUGAUGCAUGCGAAACAAGGUGAGCCAUUAGAGAUUAUGGGUAUCUUAAAAGGACAAACAAAGGGUGAUGCGUUCAUCAUAACCGACGUCAUUAGUCUUCCCGUUGAAGGGACUGAGACACGAGUGAAUGCGUCGGAGUCUUGUGAUAGUUACUUAUUGGAGUACAGAGACUUCACAGAACAAAUUGGGUUCAAAGAACCAUUGUGUGGGUGGUAUCACUCCCAUCCAAGUUAUAAGUGUUGGUUGUCUGCCAUCGACGUGAAGACAGAACAACUCCAUCAAACAUUUCAAGACCCUUGGGUCGCUAUAGUCAUCGACCCCGUCACUACUUCGACCAACGACAAAAUCGAAAUCGGAAGUUUCAGAGCCUUCCCAACUGGUUUUAAGCCAACGCAAACUGCAGAAGCCAAAAAAGUUCUUCCGCGGGAUAAAUUGAAAGACUUUGGAUCAUGUUAUGACCAGUAUUACACUAUGAAGACCGAAAUCUUUAAAACAAAAUUGGACGACAACGUCUUAAGACUGUUGUGGCAUGAGUACUGGAUCAACUCCUUGUCGGCUACUGCUAUCAUCUCAUCCCGAGAUAUGGUCGACGAGAAGGUCAUCGACUUGUUCGAGAAGUUCCAAGAAGAGAGACAAGGAAAAUCCGUCGGGGAUGCCUGUGGCGCUAUAUUAGAUGAUGCAAAAGAAAUUCAGUUGAUUAAUGAACGUGGCGUCAAGUCCUUGGAACUGAAGAACAUCCUUUUCAACCAGAAAAUGAAAUAA